AGAGGAUUUCAAGUCGAAUCCGAAAAUCUCAGACGCAAUUAAGCCAAUUCUGUGCUGUUCUAACCAAUUUGCCUGAAGACUGCACCGAAGUGCGUGAAAUCACGGAUGGUACCACUAGACUAGUACAGAACUUCUUUUAGACUAGUAGUACAGAACUUCUUUUAGUAAUCAUGGAUCACUUUAUUUAGACUAGUACAAGAACUUCGGAUUCAGAUUCGACAACUUUCAUUGAAUUCAUCAUGAUUAAUAUGCUGAUGAUCAUUUUCGAACUUCUCCUGGUCCUCAGCCCUCACGGAGCCGCUGCCUAACGCUCCGCUCCACGACGAGGCAAAUGAGCGAUUUUCGCAACUAGUGCAUAAGGAUGAUAUUUAUGACGAGUAAAAAUGUAAUAUUUAUGGCAGUCUGCACUGAACUUUGUGCAGCGAGAUUAAUUGUACUUGUACAUGUAGAUGUAGAUGUAGGCAGCUGAAUAGUUCAAUCAAGACAUUAUACUCAGUUCUCCUGUUCAUCCUCUCUGCUUUUUUACUGCAAUUAGCAAAACGAACACCCCUUCAAUAUCAAUGAACUCCAAGCACGACUUGGGUUUCCCUUUCCCAACGUUCUAAAACCAAGUCGGCGUCUCAAUCGCGUACGAUUACAAAGAUGACGCUGAUUUGAUCAAUGAGGCGGUUGAGAUGUUAAUUCAGGCAAACGACCCUGUCUACGCGGAAGCAAAUGAGGUUUUAGACGACCACUCAGUAGACGUGGACGACGAUUCGGGGUGCGUCGCACAAUGCUGCUCGUCUUUUGUGUUAUGUAGAUAGAAUGUACUCAGGCAGCUUUGUUGUUGAGUUGUCACGUGGUUUGCAAAUGAAUGAAUGAAUGAAUCACUGACUGUGUCUUGCAACAUCCAUUCUGUUUCUCGACUUCACUACACUCUCACGAACUACUUCUUCUCCUUGAUGCUGGUUUCGUAGCUUUCUUGUGUGUCCUCCAUCGCGGGGGCCUUGCAGCGCCUACCUGCUUCAUCAUGAUUCUCACCCCGCGCCCCCUUCUCUUCUCCUUUCAUGCUUCUCUGCGCUCGACCCGGUCCUUCUCACUCUGACAAACGCAGGGUGGAUGUACACAAAACGAGAUAUUUUACAGCGCGCAGAGGAUAUAGAACCAGAGGUGAUGCAAAUUCUGCCACGAUUGAAAACGGAAGGAACAGCUUACGUAGUUUUGCAGACACCGAAUGCUACUUCGAGAUUCGUUAUUAUGGAAGAGGAAAUAGUAGAGCUAGAGGUAGGGGAGAGCGCAUCCCUUUCCUUUCCUGCUACAAACCGCUAAUCUCCGACGUGCGGACUAUAAUUGAAUGUAGUGGGAGAUAGCUGAAGCUGUCAGUGCAAGAGGUGCUGCGCAGUCAGCUAUCCCUGAUCUCUUCGUCCUUUCUACACUCUUACUCCACCGAAAUACUGAUCUUAGAAAGUCCUAGGUUCAUCUUAUCACUAUCUCCUUUCCUGCUACAACUCGCCACACCCUCCAACCGCUAAUCUCGGACGUGCGAGAAUCGCACCAUUGAAGAUUCGGGGUAACAAAGUGCAUGUAGGGGUAAUGGCGUAUCCUGCUGACGAGAUCAUUUGGGAGGGUUUCAGUAACGAAGACAAUAGCGCAAACAUUAGCCUGGCAUGGGCGACGAUGUGGGGAACGUUCAUCGGAUACAUGUAUUUUUCUUGAUGCUGCUAAAGCUGGUGAUGGGUUUGACUGGUUUUGGUAUUUGGUAACCUGAUUUUGAUCACAGGGCUUCUCUUCUUGUUUUCCUUAGGAUCGAAAUCAGGCUACCAAGAAAUUACUAUACCAGAGCCAUUUACUGUUUCUCAUGAUGUUUGCUUGACUCAUGAUGGACGUGGACGAGAACCGUUGCUCAUAAGAAUAGGGUUCUAAGUCGUCGUCGUCCUCCUUUUCCUCCUACACCUACUCCACCAAUGUUGUAUACCUUCCUUCUACAAUGAAUUAUCAGUGAUAUAAGUAGUACUUAGAUGAGUGUAAGUAACUAUGAGAAACUUAUAAUAAGUACUAAUACACGACGCAAACAAGGCUCCUCUAUAUCGCGUACGCUUACGACUUCUCAACUGGAUUGAUGGUGGCUGGUGCAGAGGUGGAUGCGCUACAGGAGAUGAGUCUGUCGCUCUUGAUGGCUAUGGGAACUGUCUUGCUGUGUAUCGUGGUGGAGGCAGUGAUAGACAACUGGAACGACCGUUACAAACACGAAAAAUUCCAGAGAAUGUUUGAUUACGGUAGUAUUUCUACUACAAUUUGCACUUGGAAUGUAAGUAGUUUUACUUAAUGAGGUUCUUUGAGAUCUUCUACACUCUUCGCUUUGUUUGUGAGCAUAAUCUCAAGAAUCACCUUUCCAUUUCCUAGCCCACCACCAGCACUAUGUCCAUCACCACCUCACUCAACGGAGGUUACUUCUUCUGCGCCCUCGUUGUCCUCUCCGAUUUGGGUGUCGUCCUGUCCAUGUCUCAAGGACAACAGUUGAAUGAAGCAGCUAUGGGCAAUAUGCAAACCAUUACGCAGUUCCUAGCUUCAGAGAUGUACAAUAUGAUCAUGCCAGGAUACUUGGUUCUGCCCUACAUCGCCGAAUCAUUGUUCGAUACGCUGGUGCCGAGGUAAGAGGUUUUUUGCUUUUCCUGAGGUUGCUCAACACACGAUAAAAACAAACAUUUUGUGUCGCUUUACGAAACGAUGGCGCCUGAGAGAACUUCCAGGUAUUUUGUCAGCUCAUGUGGCUGCUCACUGCUCUUUUCAAACUUCAUCUUCACUAACAACAAGGUAUAUCGGCUCCGUUGUUGUCGGCGCACGACCAGACAUGUCACAUUGGCAUGCUGAGAAGGCCCUAGAAGGUCCAGAAAUCAUGGGCCCAGUGUGGCGAUACGUGGAUAUGUGUAACUUUUUUACUGUGACUUACGAACAGGAUUGAAAGUAUCUAUAAGUAGCUCGAGCUUCACUCGAGAAGCAUCUUCACGCAGUGAUAUAAUAAGUUGUAGUAAGUACAACUUCGGAGUCGGACAGUACUGGUGUCUGACGAUGAAUCGGCGGGGAAUGAAAGACUCCGUAUUUUUCACCAUGUGCAUUCCCAACUUAUCUAAUUCUCAAUGAUCAUGUUGGGCUUCGCUUCCGAGUACUGUGUCUGGACCUUCGUUGCUGUUGCGGGAGCUAUCUUCAUGAUUUACUUCCUGGAUUUUAUGGCUUCAUUACUUUUAUUGACACUACUGAGACUGACUCCUAUGGGCGAGCGGCCGUCAUGCCCCAUGCAUCUUCCUACUUUUUGAUCUCUCUUCGACUUUGUGCUAGAGCAUCAGCAUGCAUGGAGGAAGAUCCAUUAAUAAUGACCCGGCAGCUAGAAUCCUUUUUCUAUGAAUGGCUCGGGUAUUUUUGGUAUAGCCUGAGUUUGAUCAUAAGGAAAAAAAGAAGAGAACAACCUUUGUAAUCAAUAAAUUCAGGCUAGUACCAAAUACCAGAACCAUACAUUCUACCGGAUCUAACUUGCACUUCCGUCUCCUCAGAGGCCAAUGCUACGUUCCUGCGGAGACAGCACUGGUGACCCUAAACUUUUGGUACUAUUGGUCGGUGCCUUGCGGUAUAGUCGGGAUCAUGGCAGUCACCUGGUGGGUUAAAACGAUGUACAUUCGGAGUCCGUGGAGUACUUGAAGAUUAUACUUUAUUAUUUCCUUGAUACUUGUUUACAUCAGAUCUACAUUCAAAGUCCGUGGAGUGCUCUAAUCCUUCCUUUUGUCAAUAAACAAUCCCUUCUACUUAGUGUUUAACGGCUCCCUCACAAAGACAAAAUUCGCGGCCACAUUUGUCAAUCUUCUCCUUCCUCUAUCUCCUCCAUCAACAACUCCAGUUUUCUACAUUGCUUUCGUCGUUAUCCACUUCGCCCUCUACUGUACCGUCUUGAAGCGAAUUAUUAGACGGGAGGGACGGGAAAUGACGGAAGUCCCGAGACAUCCCUACGCGCCACCAUCCCUGUCAUCGCACAGUUCGGACUCAGACUCUACGGAUAUCGGCGUUCAGUAUAGCGAAUUGAGAACACUGCAAAUCUCACGAGGCAUGUACAAGGACUACUUCAACACAAACCCGGUCUUUGUGCUGCGACAACACUAUUUGAAUAAUUAUGGCAUGACCUCCAGCUUGAUUUUGUGGAGGAAUCUGUGAUUACUCUAAACCGCAACGCGAUGUAAAAUCCUUACCAUGAGUUUACCUCUGAGUAACAGUAAGUUUUGCUUCACCAACGGCCAGUAAGGGUCAUCUUCGAAGCACCUGACUAUGACUAUGACGCCCCCACGCAUCGAAGUAGUACAACAAUGUCUCCAGCAUUCUAUGUAAUAAUGAGCGAGCACUAGAAGAAACGACCACAAGCACAAGCGCACAUCGUGUAUGCUAAAGCUAAUUAUGUAUGAGUAUAUAACUUCGAUCUUCAUCCUCUAAAACGAAGGCGAGCCAUGGCAUCCAGACGCAGAUCCACAGCAUGACUUGCCAUUGCCGUAUGCUCUAGGCAAGCAGUACUUGCAAGACCACGACUUCUAUCACAUUGGGAACAUACGGGACGAGCUGUCGAAGAAAUCCGUAGGCCACUUCAAGAAGAGCGCUACACAGAUCAAGCUUUUUCAUACAGUGCCGCUUCAUAGUUAUGGUCGCCCUCACCAGGUUCAGUUUUCCAUUCUCUCCAAGGAUCUGGCUACUCGUUCUCAGUGAAUCUGAAUGUAAGAAGAGAAAAAUGUAACCGUAACGGGUACGGGGUGCCAAAGUCAGGAAAGAGAGAUGAAUGAGACCACCACUCUCGUCUUCCUGUUCGUUCUAAUGAGGAGAAGAGCAUGAGAUUGAGAAAAGUAAAAAGAAGAAAGCGAAGGCUAAGCAACGCGCUGGUGGAGGUGAUGGAGAGCAGAUCACAACAUUCGGCGAAGCUGUCAAGGCAGCCACAUUAGCUGACGAAACGUUAAUAUGGUCAACAGCUUUUUAUUUUCGCUUCAUCUACUCUGUCGGUAUCUGUAUCGCGCUCGCCUCGCGGUAACCUUUUUCUAGUAUGUGUAUGAAGUACUGGAGUAUAAUUAUGAGGAUUCAGGCACGCUCUAACAAAGGCCAAGGAAAGUAGUGAAGAUGGAAAGCCAGGCGACGGUGGCGAAACGAUGGCGCCCGAGGGAAUUGGGCGAAUGAAUGUUAUGGGCCGAAAUCAAAUAGACUUUUUUAGAUGAUGUUUUUUAAUAGCUGCCCUUGUGUACUAAUACUAUGAUAUUAUCUUCUUGUCCUGCUUUCCCUCAUACCAUAUUCGCCGUGUUUUCGUUGUGUAUCAUGAUGAUCUGUCUAACGCAGGAGAUGUAGACGACGGCCAUAGGUGGGAGAGCGUCCUCUCAGUAGCAGAGCCAGAGAGAGCAGAGCCAGAAGACACGACUACUGUAGUCGGCAAUCCCG
Messenger RNA from Amoebophrya sp. A25, 5433 nucleotides. NCBI's taxonomy places the organism in Eukaryota, Dinophyceae, Syndiniales, Amoebophryaceae. The record is from the annotation of a GenBank genome assembly.